AUGAGACCUGUAGCCAGCGAGGAGGACCUGAGAUCUCUGCCACCUGCAGUGCAACGAAAGUUCUUCUCGAAUGUCGAGCGCUUGCGCAUUCGGUUAGCUCAGAGCGAUCCCAGUUCCCCUGUGUACUCCACGCACCCCAAUCACCACAAGCAUCACCACUAUCACGCCCGGACUUAUCGCCCUAGCGCUCGUCGUGGAUCUGGCCCCUCCCACCAACAUUACUAUUAUCCUCACUCGCACUCUCACCCUUACUCUCACUCUCACUCUCAUUCUCGUACUUUGCGCAACACCUCGACCACGUCCCUCGCCAAACGUCGUGGUCUUGAGAAGCGUUCGACUGCCACUCCCAGAAAACUGCGCAAGCCUGGCUCGCUGCAACAGGCCUACUUAGCGGCCCAGGCAGACUCGCAAUGCUUUCAUUCCCUCCCCGCUAAGAUCCAACAAAAGCUUUUCUCCCCCGAAGAACGGUUGCGUCUUCGUCACGCUUAUCGUAACAGUGUCAUUCUUGACGCUGCAGACGAAGCUUUCUAUCGUCGCCCUUACUCUCGUCGUCGUGCAUCCACCGACAGUCUGCCCUCAGAAACUACUCUCCCGGUAGCUCAGCCAAACACCGUCUUCUACGAUUCAGACUCGGAGUACGAGUCUGACGACAGCAUGGAUCAGUCAAUGUACGACAGCUUUCGCUGGCUCGACGAGGAUGGCGAUCUCGACUUGUCUCUGGAUGAGUACCACGCCCAUGUCGCAGACGCUGCCUCCAAAUCCAAAUCUCGGCGUCGCCCAUCCAUUCGCCGGUCUCUCUCCUUUUCCACACACGCUUUGAGACAGCAUCGAGCUUCACCGUCGAUGCCCACCCGCAAUCUACCUGCAUCACACACCGUUCCAGCCCUCUCUCCACUUGCAUCCAACCAGCGCCCGUCCUCUCGCCCGGGCUCUCGUCGCCACCAAACCAUCCAACAUGCCCCCAAGUCUUCAACUUCAAGUAUCGACCCCGGCGCACAAUACUAUCAAGAUCCCGACGCCCGUCUCAAGUUACGAGUCUACCUCGCCUCGCCGCAAAAAUUCGACGAGGCCAUUGAGUUUGGUUUUCCCUCCUUGGAACAGGACAAGGAAAACGUCGCACCAGAGCACAUCCCCAGUUCCCCAAAGUCACCCACGGUGGCUAGCGAUUGGGCAGGAACCUUCUUCGAGGAUGACGAUGGGACGAUGGUCGGGACUCCUGGCGGGUCAAUUGAAGAGCCAUCGACCCCUCGUGUUGUUUCCCCCAUCCCAAGGAGACUCCACGACCGUCAAUGGACCCUCCCUCCAUACUCCAGCGUCGUCAAUCUUUCCUUCCAGGCUCAAAGACAGGUCCUCAUCGGCUACCAGGAAAUCGGGAGAUGA
Molecule: messenger RNA, 1380 nt
Organism: Penicillium subrubescens
Lineage: Eukaryota; Fungi; Ascomycota; Eurotiomycetes; Eurotiales; Aspergillaceae
Exons: 2
Coding region: 1-1380 (459 amino acids)
Source: RefSeq, a predicted model, not a curated record